CUGCACUACGGGACCCUCCUGGGCAGCAGAGCUUGUGCCCACAUGGCAGCAGCUGCCUGGGCCAGUGCCUUUCUCAAUGCUCUGCUGCACACAGCCAAUACAUUUUCCCUGCCCCUGUGCCAUGGCAAUGACCUGGGCCAUUUCUUCUGUGAAAUCCCACAGAUCCUCAAACUCUCCUGCUCACACUCCUACUUCAGGGAACUUGGGCUUCUUGCUGUUAGUGUCUGUUUGGUAUUUGGCUGUUUUGUGUUCAUUGUUUUCUCCUAUGUGCAGAUCUUCAGGGCUGUGCUGAGGAUCCCCUCUGAGCAGGGAGGGCACAAAGCCUUUUCCACCUGCCUCCCUCACCUGGCUGUGAUCUCCCUGUUCCUCAGCACUGGGUUUUUUGCCUACCUGAAGCCCCCCUCCAUCUCCUCCCCAUCCCUGGAUCUGGCCCUGUCAGUUCUGUACUCAGUGGUGUCUCCAUGUGAACAACCGCACUCAGGAUCCCAGCACUGCCUGACAGCGCUCUGGACACUGGCACGGUCACACGUCCGAGUCUCGGGCACUGUGCUGCUGCUUCAUUUGUCCUUUGGCACACCCAACGCUCCCUGA
This is a messenger RNA of Cinclus cinclus, 591 nucleotides long. Its product is annotated as olfactory receptor 14J1-like. Gene Ontology annotation, cellular component: membrane. Lineage: Eukaryota; Metazoa; Chordata; Aves; Passeriformes; Cinclidae. Gene Ontology annotation, biological process: G protein-coupled receptor signaling pathway. The record is from RefSeq and is a predicted model, not a curated record. The annotation marks the transcript as partial. The transcript is spliced from 3 exons. Gene Ontology annotation, molecular function: olfactory receptor activity.